Messenger RNA from Argiope bruennichi, 2937 nucleotides. RefSeq names its product synaptotagmin-7-like (gene Syt7). Gene Ontology annotation, biological process: vesicle fusion; regulation of dopamine secretion; regulation of calcium ion-dependent exocytosis. Gene Ontology annotation, molecular function: SNARE binding; calcium-dependent phospholipid binding; phosphatidylserine binding. Gene Ontology annotation, cellular component: synapse; axon; membrane. The record is from RefSeq and is a predicted model, not a curated record. NCBI's taxonomy places the organism in Eukaryota, Metazoa, Arthropoda, Arachnida, Araneae, Araneidae. Bases 130 to 1356 code for a protein of 408 amino acids. The transcript has 8 exons.
UCGGAUCCGGUAGUCCGGCAGAACAGCUCCCCGACUUCGCGAGGAGCAUAUUCAUGUCCCCGGAUAGCGGGUUCUGUUGACGCUGUUGCCCUGGCGGGUCCUGACGACCUCAGCGUCGAGGGCGGGGUGAUGUUGGCAUCGGUGCUGGGAUCCUUGGCAGCCCUGGCGUCGAUGGCCGUCACCUUGGCGCUGUGUUACCUCUUCUGGCGCAAGAGGUCCGCCGCCAAGGAAGCCAAGGAUGAGUUGGAACCUUUGCAAGUGGGGGCACCCACACCUAACCAAGGAACGCCCAACAAGGGUGCGCAGCAAGGGAACAAAAGUAACAACAAGAGCGUCGUUGAACUGACCAGACACAACGUCGAGGAUAGGCUUUACCAGGGUGCUGCUGCCGCUGCCUCGUCGCUAUCUCUGGACAGGGCGAGCAAAAAUAAAGUUGAUGGGAAAGCAAAGGAUAUCAAACCUGGUUCCAGCUCUUCCACUUCUAUGCUGCAAGCUCUUGUGGGUAAUGAUGAGGAUUAUGAUGAAGUGGACACUUCGGAACCGCUCGAGCCUGCAGGACAAAUCCAGUUUAGUCUCGAAUAUGAUUUUUAUGCCUCCACUCUUAUCCUGAGGAUUAUACAAGGAAGAGACUUGCCUGCCAAAGAUAUCAUAGGAACCAGUGACCCUUAUGUGAAGGUUACGCUUUUGCCAGACAAGAAAAGGAAGCUAGAAACCAAGGUCAAACACAGGACAUUGAAUCCCCGAUGGAAUGAAACUUUUUAUUUCGAAGGUUUUCCCUUACACAAGUUGCAGAAAUCUAUUCUUCAUUUGAAUGUGUAUGACUGGGACAGAUUUAGCCGAGACGACCCCAUUGGAGAUGUAUAUCUGCCCCUGGCACAAGUUGAUCUUACUCAGAAACCAACAUUUUGGAAAUCUCUUAAGCCUGCUGAAACAUGCAAGCUUGGCGAUCUGUUGGUGAGCUUGAUGUACGUGCCCCGAACCAGCGAAUUGACCAUCGGCUUCAUCAAGGCCAGGAAACUGAAAGCAAAAGACAUCACUGGAGCAUCCGAUCCUUAUGUUAAGGUCUGGCUCAUGCGUGGAGAUAAGAGGAUGGAGAAAAGGAAGACCGCCAUCCACAAAGCAACUCUCAACCCCGUCUUUAACGAGGCGUUCUCAUUCAUCGUAUCUUGGGAGCACAUACGAGAAACGACACUGGCAGUUACGGUCAUGGACUGGGACAAUGUGGGUCGGAACGAGGCCAUCGGCGGGUUGGUCAUGGGGUCCAAAUCGGGCCCUGCCGAGUCAAAGCACUGGGGCGAGAUGCUGAAUAAGCCAAGGACCGCCGUUGUCCAGUGGCAGAAACUGAAGCCUCUUUGAAGAAAUUCGAAGGGGCUCGCCACCAUCUAUCUCUGUCUGUGUCGCUGUCACUCUGUAAUCAAUGUGUCAUCCCCCAGAGCGCGGGAAAGAAACAACAUGCAACGACCGCCCCGGUGCUUUAUGGGAAAAAAACAUCGAACUGCGUCGCUUUUCUCGUGCAACGAACGACAGUCACUCUCUCUAUGUGUGUAACCCAAAAAGAAUAUGGAUUGUAAUCUGUCUGUGUGUCUCUUUCUUCAAACCCAAUACCCCUUUAUAGUCCCCUAAUUGUUGUUGAUGUCGUCUUUUCGCAACGCACAAGACGGGUCAGUUCGCGGCCGAGGAACGGCGCUUCCGCUUAUAUUACGGGGCCAAAAAGAAAAUAUUAAGUAUAAUAAUGAGAUAUAUCUAUCUGAUCGUUUUUGUUGUGUUCUUUUUAUGUUAUAUCCGCAUUCCCGCACCGCUCUGCUCUGUGCGCUCUUUGUUCUAUUACUUAAGUUACCUUUCAGCAGGGACUGUCGCAAUGCGCUGGGACAGUACCUUUCCCCAACCUGCGCACUGCCUAUCUAUGAACAACGAACGGGCUGUAAAUCCGAUUGUUUAGCGACAGGUAGUUAACCUGAUAAGGCCCGCAGGUUGCCUCUUUGCAAUGCUCUUUGCAUUUUUUUAAGCACUCCCGGUGCCAUGGCUUCAAGUCUGUUGUCUUCUCCUCUCAAUAUGAAUAUUAGUUGAAUAUGAAUGUCAGGACAAAGUGAAAUCCUUAAAAUAAUUAUUAGCCAUGCGCUACUUGUUGGCAUUUGAAUGUUUUGCUCAUGUCAGUUCAUACACGUUCAAUUGCUUAGCAAAUGAAAUUCAAUAGCAGAAAAUCAUUAAGUUACAGCAGUAUACAAAAUGUUUAAUAAGCAAUUUUAUAAAAAAAAAUCCAUCAGGAAUGUUUAAAUAGAAUGAAAUGAAAUGAUGCAUUUUAAGACAUAGUUGUAACAUCACGGUUAGAAAUAUUCUGUGUAAAAUAAAGCUGUUUUUUAAACGUUGAAUUCCCUUUUAUAAAAUAGAUUUGAAGAUUCAAUAAUCAUAUUUAAUGACAUAAUAUCUAGUUAUAAACAAAAUUGUCCUGAACAUUUUUGUUUUCUUUCUCUAAACUGUCAAAUUAUACAGCCAAACAAUGAAUUAUUUAUAUCUUAAAUUUAAUAUAAUAUCAAGUUCCCCUAAAAAUUAGAUUUCUGCAAUUUCAUUUGACAAUACAGCUUAUAAGUAUUAAUUUCUUUUAAAAAAUUGAGCGAGAAAUUAUAAUUCAAAAAUUUCAGUAAUUUCAGUUUGUAUAAACCGACUCAGAAUAAUGGAAAAUUGACGCUAAAUUUCUUGAGUUUAAGGAAAAAUAAAUAAUACUUAUACAGAUAUAGUUGGAUUGUAUUCCAUUUUAUAUUGAUUCACGUAAAAAACGAUAAACCAAUUUUCUACAUUUUUAAUAUCAUUCACAACUAGUCGCUGAUAUUUUUCAACUAAUUCAGACUCAUGAUUUACAUAAUUAAAAAUAUUACAAAAAUUUCAUCUUCACAUGCAAAACACUGCCAUAUAAGGACUGUAAUAUAAUCAUCUUAAACU